AUUCAAUCGCUUUUCGCUCGUCAAUCCCAAGCAAAAUUCUCCUGCCGUUUACUGGCCCUCUCUGCCUGCAUACAAAACCCACCCCACUGCUUGUUCCCUCCUCCUUUCCUUAUCCGCCCAAUGCUUUCCCGGGUGAUUAGACGCCCUGUGCGCCUCCAUGUUCCGUUCAUGAGAACCUACGCGGAGCCAGCGCGCUACAAGAAAGUGCAACCACAGCCGCCCCAAGCCGAUGCGUCUUCCGAGAUCAACGCACGAAUUGUCACCACCUUGCUCCUUGUAGGGAUUGCAGGGACAGUUGGGUUCAUUGCCGCAACCAAGAAAAACGAGUUCAACCCACCACCAAAUGUAUACCCGGGCUCCUCCACCACAAAGGUGGAGGACCUCGCGCGCCCCUUCUACUGCGACUCCAUGACGAUGAUGCAGGUGGUGAAACAGAUCCGUCGCGUGGUGGGCGACGACCACGUGUCAACCUCUAAGGACGAGUUGGACUCGCAUUCCGACAACUCGUACACGUUCCAUCGUGCACAGCCACUGGAGAGACCGGUGGCGGUGGUGUACCCAGCAAACGCCGAGGAGGUCCAGGAGAUUGUCAAGAUCUGCUACAAGUACAGGGUGCCGAUGGUGCCGGUUUCCGGGGCAACGUCCAUCGAGGGCCAUUUCAUUCCCACCCGCCGCGGCGUAUGCAUCGACUUGGGCCGCAUGAACCAGAUAGUCGCAUUGCACGAGGACGACAUGGACGUGGUGGUCCAGGCGGGCGUGGAUUGGCAGGAGCUUGGCGAAUACCUCCAGCCGCACGGCUUGAUGUUUGGACCGGACCCGGGCCCGGGGGCGAAGAUUGGAGGUAUGGUGGCGACCAGCUGCUCGGGCACCAACUCGUACCGUUACGGGACCAUGAAAGAAAACGUGAUUUCGUUGACGGUUGUGUUGGCGGACGGGACGAUAAUCAAGACGAAAAAUCGUCCGCGGAAGAGCUCCGCUGGCUACAAUUUGACGGGCUUGUUCGUGGGCAGCGAGGGGACGUUGGGGAUUGUGGUGGAGGCGACGUUGAAGUUGCAUGUGCGCCCCCAGAACGAGAUCGUUGCCAUUGCCAACUUUCGCGAGAUCCAGGACGCUGCCCAGACCGUUGCGGAUAUCGUUCGCGCGGGCGUCCAGGCGAACGCCAUUGAGUUCAUGGACUCCAGACAGAUGAAGGUGGUGAACGCUGCGGGAUUGACGAACCGCACCUGGGCUGAAGACCACUUGUUGAUCUUCAAGAUUGGUGGGUCCCCUGGUACCUUGAAGGAUAACACCGCGGCUAUCCGGGCCAUUGCCAAGAAGAACAACGGGUUCAAUCUCGAGGUUGCUGGGGAUAGCGAUAAGGAUGAGUUGUGGUCCGCCAGAAGGGCGGCGUUGUGGUCCUCUGUCGCCUGGAGCAAGAGUUUGAACCCAGACAUGCAGUUCUGGCCGACGGACGUGGCGGUUCCGCUCUCCAAAUUGCCUCAGGUGUUGACAGAGACGGCGGCGGAUGUCGAGAACAGCGGCUUGAACCUCAACAUCGUGGCCCAUUUGGGGGACGCCAACUUCCACGCCAGUGUUAUUUUCCCCCCGGAGAAGUAUGCGCUUGCUGAGGAGCUUGUGAACCGGAUCACCGCGCGAGCCAUCGCGAACGAGGGAACCGUCAGUGGCGAGCACGGCGUGGGGAUCGGGAAGCGCGAGUUUUUGGUCCAGGAGUUAGGCGAAGAUACGAUUGACACGAUGCGGAAGUUGAAGAUGGCACUCGACCCGUUCCGGUUGUUGAAUCCGGAUAAGAUUUUUAAGAUUGAUCCGACGGAGAACCGCAAGCACUAGGGACAAGGCGCAGGGGUUUGAGUCUUUGUAUGUGCUAGAAGUUAGAGCAGUUUUCACUAAACAGGAAACUUUUUCAGUGUAACGUGGAGUCAAUCGGGAAGAUUGGGAAAAGCACUGGAAGGAAACAGACUGAAAAUACAAUCGUCAACCAGAGUAUUAGCUAAACAAAGUACUUGUACGCCGAACACUGAUAUUGUGAUCGGUAGAUAUGAAAGUCAUGCAAAACCUUUGGUAGGUAUUUGAAAUCCCGUGAGUCGGUUUUGGGGUGAGUAGACAUACAAGAUUGGCCCAUGACCGUGUUGUCUAGAUAGUGCAAAUGAAGUUUCGACCCCACACUGGCGUGUUUGUGUUGCCGGAUGACAGCUGAGGGGCCGACCUAUAAAUAUCGUACACCACUGAAGCAACUCUUAAAUUGCAAUGAAUUGUAGGACAG
Messenger RNA from Babjeviella inositovora NRRL Y-12698, 2260 nucleotides. Its product is annotated as FAD-binding oxidoreductase. Gene Ontology annotation, molecular function: FAD binding; D-lactate dehydrogenase (cytochrome) activity; D-lactate dehydrogenase (NAD+) activity. The coding region runs from base 121 to 1827 and encodes 568 amino acids. Gene Ontology annotation, biological process: lactate catabolic process. The record is from RefSeq and is a predicted model, not a curated record. The transcript has a single exon. Gene Ontology annotation, cellular component: mitochondrion. Lineage: Eukaryota; Fungi; Ascomycota; Pichiomycetes; Serinales.